This is a messenger RNA of Megalops cyprinoides (Indo-Pacific tarpon), 3423 nucleotides long. Its product is annotated as NACHT, LRR and PYD domains-containing protein 3-like. Bases 31 to 3351 code for a protein of 1106 amino acids. Lineage: Eukaryota; Metazoa; Chordata; Actinopteri; Elopiformes; Megalopidae. The transcript is spliced from 10 exons. Gene Ontology annotation, molecular function: protein binding. The record is from RefSeq and is a predicted model, not a curated record.
GCAGCGUCCCCGGGGCCCAGCUAUCAGUCUAUGAAGAGUGACUGGUCCAUGGAGCGUCCCAUUGACUUUGCUGGUGGAGAACCUGCCCCUCCUCUAAGUGAGCUGUCAGAGCUCCAGUCCAUCUCUGCGGUGUGUGAGCAGAUGAGCCAGCAGAGACUCGACCAGCAGCCCAUGAUUAUAGAUUCCUCACUCCUGUGUUCCAAUGAUCAGGAGCUGGAAGCAGAAAAUAAUAAAUGUGGACAGAGAGUCCAAGAGAAACUGAAAUCCAGUCUGAAGAAGAGGUUUGAGCAGAUAUUUGAAGGGGUUGCUACAUCAGGAAAACACACCCUCUUCAACAAUAUUUACACAGAGCUCUACAUCAUAGAGGGGGACAGUGAGGGGGUCAAUAAUGAACAUGAGGUGUGGCAGAUUGAGACAGCAUCCAGGACACAGACCACACAAGACACUGCAAUCAACUGCAAUGACAUCUUUAAACCCUUACCUGGACAAGAGAAACCCAUCAGAACUGUGCUGACGAAGGGGAUCGCUGGCAUUGGAAAAACAGUCUCUGUGCAGAAGUUCAUUCUCGACUGGUCAGAAGGAAAAGCCAAUCAGGAUAUUCGUUUCAUGUUUGUUCUUCCUUUUCGGGAGCUGAACUUGAUUAAUGAUGAACAAUACAGUCUGCUUGGGCUUCUGCAUGUCUUCCACCCUGAAAUGAGAGGGAUUGAAAACGUUGAGUCUGAAGUUGACAAAGUUUUGUUCAUCUUUGAUGGUCUGGAUGAAAGCAGACUUCCUUUCAAUUUCCAGCAGAACGAGAUGCUAUCUGAUUUAACAAAGGCAUCCUCAGUGGACGUGCUGCUGACAAACCUCAUCAAGGGGAAUCUGCUUCCCUCUGCUCUCCUCUGGAUCACCUCCCGGCCAACAGCAGCCAAUCAGAUCCCUCCCAAAUACGUCCACCGGCUGACAGAGAUACAAGGGUUCAAUGACUCACAGAAGGAGGAGUACUUCAGGAAGAGAUUGAAUGAUGAGAAACAGGCCAGCAGAAUCAUCUCUCACAUGAAAUCAUGCAGGAGUCUCUACAUCAUGUGUCACAUACCAGUCUUCUGUUGGAUUUCUGCUACUGUUCUGGAGAGACUGUUGGGUGAAGCUGACUGUGGAGAAAUCCCUAAAACUCUGACUGGAAUGUACACACACUUCCUGCUCAUUCAGUCCAACAUCAAGAAUCAGAAAUAUCAGGGAAGAAAUGAGACAGAUCCACAAAAGCUUCUGGGGCUGGAUAAAGACAUUAUUCUGAAACUGGGGCAGCUGGCUUUUCAACACCUGGAAGAUGGCACUCUCAUGUUCUAUGAAGAGGACCUGAGAAAGUGUGGCAUUGAUGUCACUGAAGCGUCAGUGUACUCUGGGGUGUGCACAGAAAUCUUUAAAGAGGAGUCUGUGCUGUAUCAGAAGAAAGUGUACUGCUUUGUGCAUCUGAGCAUCCAGGAGUAUCUGGCUGCUUUAUAUGUCUUUGUCUCAUACGUAAGCCAGAAUGUAAAGGGAUUGAAGUCCAUUUUUGGUCAAAAAUCUGAAGUCACUGAACUGUCACUGUAUGACUUGCAUCAGAGAGCUGUUCAGAAGGCCUUGGAGAGUAAGAAUGGACACCUGGACCUUUUCCUGCGAUUCCUUUUUGGCCUCUCACUGGAUUCCAGUCAGAACCUUCUUAAAGGCCUUCUGACAAAGAGAGGAAGCAACUCAGAGAGCAUCAAGAAAACAGUCCAGUACAUAAAGAGUUUGGAGAAGAAGGAUUCCUCCCCAGACAGGUGCAUCAAUCUGCUCCACUGUCUGGCUGAACUGAACGAUCAUUCACUUAUGAAGGAGGUCCAAAAGUACCUGAGUUCAGGAAGUCUUUCUGGUGAAUGGAUCUCACCUGUGCACUGCUCUGCCCUGGCCUAUAUGCUCCUGAUGUCAGAGGAGGUGCUGGAUGAGCUUGACCUAGGUAAAUACAGGACCUCAGACGAAGGGCGUAGGAGACUGGUUCCAGCUGUGAGGUGCUGCAGAAAGGCUCUGCUUGGUAACAGUAAUCUAACAGAGAAGUCCUUUGAAAUUGUGGCCUCAGCUCUCCAGUCAGCCAGCUCACCCCUGAGAGAGCUGGACCUCAGCAAGAAUAACCUGCGAAAAUCAGGAGGGAAGCUGCUGAGUGCUGCACUGAUGAGUCCAAACUGUAAACUGCAGACUCUGAGACUCAGUGGGUGUUAUCUAAAUGAGAAGUCCUGUGAAACUGUGAUCUCAGCUCUACAGUCAGCCACCUCAUCCCUGAGAGAGCUGGAUCUCAGCAAGAAUGACCUGGGAGAGUCAGGAAUGAAGCAGCUCUGUGCUUUACUGAUGAGUCCAAACUGUAAACUACAGAGUUUGAGACUGAGGCAGUGUAAUCUCACAGGGAGCUGCUGUGAUGAUCUGGCCUUAGUCCUGCGCUCACGCCACUCAGAUAUGAGAGAGCUGGAGCUGAGAGACAAUGACCUGCAGGAUUCAGGAGUGAGAGCGCUCUCUGCUGGACUGGAGGAUCCACACUGUAAACUACAGAGACUGGGGCUGUCAGGCUGUCUAGUCACAGAGAGAGGCUGUGCUUCUCUGGCUUCGGCUCUGCGUUCAAACCCCUCACAUCUGAGAGAGCUGGAUCUGAGCUACAACCACCCAGGAGACUCAGGAGAGAGAGCGCUCUCUGCUGGAGUGGAGGACCCCAGCUUUAAACUGGAGACACUGCUUGUGGACCAUGGAGGAGAGAUUAGGCUCAAAGCAGGACCGAGAAAAUAUGCCUGCCAGCUCACACUGGACCCCAACACAGCAUACAGAUACCUGUCUCUAUCUGAGGGGGACAGGAAGGUGACACACACACUCAGAGACCUGUCUCUAUCUGAGGGGGACAGGAAAGUGACAUUCACAGCGGGGAGAGAGCAGCCAUAUCCUAAUCACCCAGAGAGAUUUGCCUCCGUACCACAGGUGCUGUGCAGAGAGGGUCUGUCUGGGACUCGCUGUUACUGGGAGGCUGAGUGCAGUGGGGUGGCUGAGAUUGCAGUGGCGUAUAAAGGAAUCAACAGGAAAGGAGGGGGUUCUGACAGUAGGUUUGGACGCAAUGACCAGUCCUGGAGUCUGCACUGCAGUUAUGACGGGUUCUCUGCUCUGCACAAUAAUAACAGCACUUCCAUACCCGCCCUCUCCUCCCGCUCCCGCAGAGUAGGAGUGUAUCUGGACUGGCCGGCCGGCACUCUGUCCUUCUACAGCGUCUCCUCUGACACUUUGACCCACCUGCACACUUUCCACACCACAUUCACUCAACCCCUCUAUCUUGGGUUUACACUUUGGGUUGGCACAGUGUCCCUGUGCAUGCUGGGAUAGAUCCCUGUGUCCUGGAGGAGUGGAUGGGAUGUUAUUCACUGUGGUCAUGACUACAUAAAUCUCCACAUUAAU